AUGACUAGUGUUAUGGACAACGUCCCAAGCAGAAGUUUGCUUCCUGAUGCUGCCGACCUAUUUACGACAGUUUGCCAACAUUUGGAGAUACAGGAUAAACAGAAGGAAGCUUUAAGCAAUUUUGAAGUUUAUGGUUCGGUUUCCGAAUUAGCGCUCAUUGAGAAGCUCUUUUCACCUUCUGAUUCAGCCACUCAAGCCGUAAUAUUUUAUAAGGCAAUCACAAAUGAACGCAAGCUUUUUAAGAUUCCAGUCACCCCAGGAUCGAGCAUUCUGCAGCAUAAAUUAAUCAGAAAAUCUAAAGGAUCAUAUAUUACCACUACCAGUUCACAAGCUUCAACAGCAAAUUUAUCUAAACAUUCGUCUGAUAGUUCUGUCACCUCUCUCGAAGUUCUAGCAAAAGUAAGAGCACCCAGUAUAGAUCUGAAAAGUGAGGAUCUAAUUUACGAAGCUGAACAGCGUCGUUCUGAUUCUCCACAGUAUUUGGUAUUCGCCCGAACAUACACGCGAGUAAAAAUUCAUGUCAGAGCGGCACCUCUAACCGACCAAGAAGCCCAUAAGCUUGGCGUGGAACGAUGUGUUUGUGUUGUGCGCCGCGCGGAUCCCGAUGUUCCAUUCAAAGAUGAUAUACUUCCUAUCACCAGCCUUUUCGAAUUCAUCAUCGUUCUUUAUCCCAUUCUCCCUAAUUGCAAUGAUCUGAUUUCCAAGAUACAAAAAUCCGUUGAAAUCUAA
Molecule: messenger RNA, 729 nt
Organism: Rodentolepis nana
Lineage: Eukaryota; Metazoa; Platyhelminthes; Cestoda; Cyclophyllidea; Hymenolepididae
Source: the annotation of a GenBank genome assembly